This is a messenger RNA of Moneuplotes crassus, 827 nucleotides long. The record is from the annotation of a GenBank genome assembly. NCBI's taxonomy places the organism in Eukaryota, Ciliophora, Spirotrichea, Euplotida, Euplotidae.
AUUCUAUAAAUGGAAGAAAAAGAGUCAAAUCUCCUAUCAAAAGCCCUUACCGACCUCCAAGGCAAUCUAGGCACUAUCGAACAAAGAUUCACCCAGAAUAUGGAGAAGAAGAAAUUACUCGAGAAUAAGAAGCACAGAGAAACAUUUGAUUUAUAAUUCAGAAAAUUAAACAGAGAAUGGAUGCAGAGACAGAAGAAAGAAUACAACAGGAGAGGUACUUCUCCAAGAUUAUAGAAGCUAAGACUGCAGCUCUGCUAGAGAAAUAUUCAUUAAAACCAUCAGAUAAAGACUCCUGCACAGAUCCUUCAGUGGCGACUCUGACCAAGUCCCAGCUUCAGCUGGGACUUUUCGAGAGCCGACUUUCCGAUCUAGUCUCCAGAUCAGCUAGGCUAAAGAUUGAGGUUUCCAAUGUCAUUGAAGAAAACAAGGAGAAAUUUGAGAAAGAAAACUUUAAUUUCAGAAAAACUCUUCAGGAGCAAAAAGAAAAAGGUAAUGACUACGAAAGCGAUUUCGUCAAAGUAGACAAACUCAAGAGUAACUUCGAGAAGGUCAAGAAGGAAUUUGUACAAGACCGAGAGAAGGACUAUGAAGCCCUCAAAGACCAGAUUUUAAAGGAGCUUAAUGAGGAAAAAGUCUAUACAGAGGUCAGUAAAGCCAAAUCUAUCGUGGCUAAGCAGAUUAAUGAGCUUAAGGCACUUUGUAAACAGGAAUUUAACAGCAGAGAGAAAUCUGAUAUCGAAAUACUUAUGGCAAUAGAAAAACUCAAGGAGAUCUUUGAAGAAGAAAUCAAAAGCAAGGUUAAAAUUACUGUAUAACUUUCAAUACGA